Messenger RNA from Nelumbo nucifera (sacred lotus), 1674 nucleotides. RefSeq names its product P-loop containing nucleoside triphosphate hydrolases superfamily protein. The record is from RefSeq and is a predicted model, not a curated record. Gene Ontology annotation, cellular component: mitochondrion. Lineage: Eukaryota; Viridiplantae; Streptophyta; Magnoliopsida; Proteales; Nelumbonaceae. Gene Ontology annotation, biological process: mitochondrial translation. Gene Ontology annotation, molecular function: GTPase activity; GTP binding.
UCGUUUCGCAGAACAGAAAAGAAAAGGCGCAGGCGCGAAGCUCUGCUGAGCUUUAACUUCUGGUCAUUAGUCUCUCACUAAAUACUUGUUAAUGGCUACGGCUGCAUUAGCUAGGCGUUUGGGCGCUUCGGUGAAGGAUGCUGGAGCGAAGAAAGGGUCGGGAUGGUAUAGCUCCCACAUGGCAGCAGCUUCUCGAGCCAUUUUGGAGCGAAUUCCUUUGGUUGAUUUUACCCUCGAAAUCAGAGAUGCAAGGAUUCCAAUUUCGUCUGCCUAUGAAGAUCUCAGAGACUUCCCACCCUCUUCAAGGCGUAUCAUAGUCUUGAACAAGACAGACCUUGCAGAUCGUAGGCAAACAAAGGAAUGGUUGAGAUAUUUUGAGGAACAAAGCUGUGUUUGUUAUGGAAUCAACUCUCAUAACAAAGAUAAUAUCAAGGAGUUUCUGAACUUCAUACAAGCUAGAGUCAGAGAAUUGAAGAAAGACGAUCAGCUCAAGUAUACCACGACCAUAAUGCUUGUUGGAAUUCCUAAUGUUGGUAAAUCAUCCCUUGCCAACUCUUUGCACCAAAUUGGUCGGAUCAGUGCUGCAGAGAAGGGAAAGCUGAAGCACACAAUUGUGAGUCCACUGCCUGGGGAGACAAAAGAUAUCAGUAGUUUGAAGAUUGGAAGUCAUCCCAACAUUUAUGUUUUGGAUACACCUGGUGUGUUACAUCCCUCAAUUCUUGAUGUUGAGAUGGGUUCUAAACUUGUUUUAACAGGGGCUAUUAGUGAUAGUUUGGUUGAGGAAUGUGAAAUUGCUGAAUAUUUUCUGUCUAUCCUAAAUACAAGUAAUGAGUACAAGCACUGGGAGAACUUGCUUGCUAAAGAGGAUGAAGAAUCAUCUCGAGACCACAAAACAAAUUUUGGUGGUAACCUUGAGGUAGAGUUGAGAAGAAGAAAGCAAUAUCUUACAGAUCACACACAGGAUUUCAUUGUGCGGGAUGUUCGUCGAACCCUUUUUGAGUCUAUUUCAUCUUUCAAGGGAAAUCUUGAAGAUGAAAAAGAGCUGUCUAAGCUGAUUAAAGUUCAAUUCAUUGCAUUGCAGGAGGCUUUUCAUAUUCCUCUGGGAUCAGCUAAGGAUAUUAAUCAUAGAGUAGCUUUGAAGCUACUUAAUUUGUAUAGGACUGGUAGACUUGGCCAUUAUACAUUGGACCCUAUACCAAGGAAUGCUAAAUAGCUGUUAUUGGUAUAAUUAUGUAUUACUAAUUAGUUUUUGAGAGUUCCAGCAUCUAUUCUCCUUUACCUAUAUCAGAUGCUACGAGUGAUGUCCAGAUAAAUCCGCAUGCUGCUCUCCAUUCUAUAGCCAGUGGGCUUCCCCCGCCCCCAGUCCUCUGUAAUGCAUGCUAUAGGUAAGGUCCUACUCCUGAGCCUACAUGGGCUGAUGUGAACUGCUUGACUGCACGGAUGGGAAAUCCUACAUGGACAGUGGCUUGGUUUGAUUAGCCACAUCACCUUUCGCAUGGUAGAAAUAUGAGAGUUGGUCUAUGGAAGCUCUCUAUUGGAUUCAAUAUUGUUAUUGGGUUUGUAUAUGGUCGCUAUAUUUUGAUUUUGCAAUAUGGAUUGUUUCUGAUUUUUCAUCCUGGCAGUUGAUCCAGAAGUUAAGCCUUUUGGACCUUGAAUUGAUGCAGUUUGAUUUCC